This is a messenger RNA of Salarias fasciatus (jewelled blenny), 1289 nucleotides long. RefSeq names its product R-spondin-3-like. Bases 265 to 1044 code for a protein of 259 amino acids. The transcript is spliced from 5 exons. The record is from RefSeq and is a predicted model, not a curated record. Lineage: Eukaryota; Metazoa; Chordata; Actinopteri; Blenniiformes; Blenniidae.
UUAGAUGUCGGCCGCGGCUGUUAUAUGAUGGCUCCUCUUGUGUUUGCAUUCUUCAUGGUAUUCUGCCGGCUUCACUGAUUUCAUGGAAUGCACAUGGGAUCUUUUCUUCAAGAAAUCUUUUCUGCAUUUCUGUUGCCCGGCCAGGAGCCUCUCCAUGUCUCUUCUGCGUUCGUGUGAAAGACUUUCGUGAGGAUCUCUGCGCUUGGUUUCCGAUAUGUGUGCCAUGGGACUUGAGAUGUGAAGAGAGGUGCGUUCGUGGACUGGAUGAACGCUGCAGCAAAGGAAAUGCAGAUAGCAUCAUUAAUUUGUAUCCUGCACUUCAUGAAUCUUACGAAAGGCCAAGACAGCACAAGUAUGGUACGAUGCAGACGCAGCGCUUCGGUGAGCAGUGUCUGUCCGUCCGGAUGCGCAACUUGCUCGCCCCUGAAUGGCUGCCUGUCCUGUAAACCUCGCCUCUUCUUCCACCUGGAGCAGGACGGGAUGCGGCAGAAGGGAACCUGUCUGACCUCCUGCCCCAGAGGGCACUAUGGUGUGCGUUCACCACACAUCAGCACCUGCACCAGGUGUAAGGUGGACUGUGCAUCCUGCUUCAGCGAAAACUUCUGCACGCAGUGUCACCCGGGCCACUUCUUAUACCGCGGCAAAUGCGAAAGCAGCUGUCCCAAGGGGCUGACAGCAAACACGGCGCUGCGGGAAUGCACAGAGUGCCCCGCAGGCUGUGAAAUGUGUGUGAGGAGGAACAUGUGCACGCGAUGUAGAGCAGAUCUGUACCUCCUCCAGGGCCAGUGCCUCCUUACCUGCCCAAAAGGGUUUGAGCCUGAUGCACAGCUCAAGCACUGCAUACCCCAAAUUCACUGUGAAGUUGGGGAAUGGACAGUGUGGGGCCCAUGUGUUCGGAAACAGAACACACGGGCCUAUAGGAGGGGAGAGGAGGCACGCACCCGGCAAGUCCUGCACUCCCCAAGUUUCUAUGGUAACCCCUGUCCACAUGUGUCAGAAAUCAGAAAGUGUGUCCUCAAUAAAAGAGAAAGCAACAAGUUGUAAAAAGUUUAACCAUUUGUUGUUACUGCACAUAUUGUCUGGUAACAUGGAAACUGUACGAAUGCGUUCAUCUGACAUGAAUCAAAGUUUCCAGUAUCCAUGGAGAUGAUACUGAAUAACAUUAUGAGGCACUUAAUUUAAUCACCAUGCUGCUUUUCUUUGUCUCAUAUGGACUUUUUUUUUGUUUGGUUUAUAUCCAUUUUUAAAUUUAUUUGAUUAAGUUUAUAUCCUACUGCAACUUCUUGGAG